CGGAAGCAUAUGCUGGCAGGCUUUCCAUGUAGCAGAAUAUGGCGCAGGUCUUUCGUCUAAAAACUUUGUUCGUGCGGGGCCUAUUUUAUUUUCUGAUCACGUUAGCACACGUUUCGACACACACGCUUCCAGGAAAGCUUGAGGGAAACCACAAAAGCUAUUCGGAAAGACAAGGAACAUCUGUUAACCACCAAAGCAAGUCUUCACCACAAGGUGGACUUUCACGACCACCCCGUCCACCACCACCUCAGUUUGGAGCACGUCAGAGAGGAUCGUCUGGAAACAACGCAACGAAACCUGCGCCAGGCACUCGACGGGAAGCUCCACCCCGUCCACCACCACCUAAACUUAAAAACCCUAACAAGAUAUCAGUGGGCUACAGCCAGAAGGAUUCUGUGGCAAGACAAAAACGAACACCUCCAGUCCGUCCACCACCACCUAAUCAGAGCAAUCGUCUGAAGAUAUCAGUGGGCUACAGCCAGAAGGAUUCUGUGGCAAGACAAAAACGAACACCUCCAGUCCGUCCACCACCAGCUAAUCCGAGCAAUCGUCUGAGAAGAUCUUUGAGCAAGACACAGACCAAUCGAGGAACUCGACCGAUACCCCCACCCCGUCCACCACCCCCUAAUCUUGGAGCACGUCUGAAUGCUCCUCAGACGGGUCGAAGAAAGUAGAAAAGGGAAAUGGUGCACUUCAAGUUUCGUGUUUUGAAAUGUUGCUAUUAUUACAAAACUUUAUGAAAAAUGUUGACAAGUAGAAUAAAAAUCGUGUUC
Messenger RNA from Dermacentor silvarum, 773 nucleotides. RefSeq names its product serine/arginine repetitive matrix protein 1-like. The coding region runs from base 39 to 674 and encodes 211 amino acids. The transcript has 7 exons. NCBI's taxonomy places the organism in Eukaryota, Metazoa, Arthropoda, Arachnida, Ixodida, Ixodidae. The record is from RefSeq and is a predicted model, not a curated record.